This is a messenger RNA of Cajanus cajan (pigeon pea), 1597 nucleotides long. RefSeq lists its product as uncharacterized. Lineage: Eukaryota; Viridiplantae; Streptophyta; Magnoliopsida; Fabales; Fabaceae. Gene Ontology annotation, molecular function: protein tyrosine/serine/threonine phosphatase activity. The record is from RefSeq and is a predicted model, not a curated record. Gene Ontology annotation, biological process: protein dephosphorylation.
AUGCCUUACCCGGUCCGAGAGAACCUCUCGAUCGGCAACAUCGGUGACGCGGCGGAGAUUCUCCAAAACGGCACCGUCCAAAGCGUCACGCACAUCCUCUCCGUCCUCAGCUCCGCCUCCAUCUCCUUCUUCUCCGAAUGGCGCCCCGGCCUCUCCAUCCCCGCCAAGGACAUCACCAAAGUUCACGUCGCCGACUCCGCCGCCGCCAAAUCGGCUCUCUCGCCGGAGAAGCUCCUCUACUCUCUCGAGUACGCCGGCCGCGACCUGAAGCUCGUGAGGAUGGCCGUCCCUCUCAAAGACACCGAGAACGAGGACUUGCUCGAUUACUUGGAGGUUUGCAUCGACUUCAUUGAUCGCGGUCGGAAGGAAGGUUCCGUUCUGGUUCACUGUUUCGCCGGAGUUUCCAGAAGUGCGGCGGUUAUUACGGCGUACUUGAUGAGGACGGAACGUCUAUCUGUAGAAGAUGCCCUUGAAUCGUUGAGGCAGAGCUGUGAAUUUGUUUGUCCCAAUGAUGGAUUUCUAGAGCAGUUGAAAAUGUUUGAGGCGAUGGGUUUCAAGGUUGAUCACUUCAGCCCUAUAUACAAGCGCUUUCGCCUAAAAAUACUAGGUGAGAAUCAUUUCUCAGGGUUGAGGAUAGACAGUUCUAAACUUGGUGCUGAUCCUGGCAUGCCUGUCGAAAUUUCUUCAGAGGCAGAAGAAACUACUAAAACAGUAAAUAACCGUAGUCCUACGUAUCGUUGUAAGAAGUGCCGGCGACUUGUUGCAUUGCAAGAACAUGUCAUAGAUCAUGUUCCUGGUGAGGGUGAGACAGCCUUUGAGUGGCACAAACGGAGAAGUGGCAACCCUUUCAAUAAAUCUAACGAAUCUGAGUGUUCAUCCAUAUUUAUUGAGCCUCUAAAAUGGAUGAAAGCUGUUGAGGAAGGUGCAUUGGAAGGAAAGCUGUCCUGUGCUCAUUGCGAUGCCCGUUUGGGAUACUUCACUUGGGCGGGCAUACAAUGCAGCUGCGGAAGCUGGAUAACCCCAGCCUUUCAACUCCACAAAAGCCGGAUAGACAUAAGCCCAAUAUAACCCCCUUCGCCACUUUAUGCAUAUCCUCAUCCCGCAAUAAGGAAUGCCACCUAUAUUUUUGUCGUUGUUCUUGGACUUGUGUGUUCUGCUCAAGUUUUCCAGGCUGGUCCAUUGCUAAUGAAGUUAUGGAAGGAAGGAUUGAAGUUUUGUUCUUUGGACAUGCUCAAGUUUUCCAGGCUGAACCAAUGCGGUUAUAUAUGGAAGGGAGGAUUGUAGUUUUACACUUUUGUGCUUCUUCCAGAAUCACUCUUUGGAGCUAUGAUUGGAGAUUAAGGAUUACAUUUCUAGUACAUGACAAGGCUUGAGUUGGGUUUCCAGUAUUAGGGCUUGUUCCCCGUAUGAUUUUACCGUAAGCAAGCAUGAUUAUUUUUUUCUGCGAAAGAAAAAUGAGUGUUCACCAUUGUAUUUGUGCCUGUUUUUCUUUGUAUACUCAAUAUGCUUAUUUUUUUCUUCGGCGUAAAGAAAUUGGGUACUAGUAGAAAUAGUCACAAAGGUUAUCUAAUGGAUGAAUCCUGUUUCUUGUCCAUCA